Molecule: messenger RNA, 1713 nt
Organism: Theobroma umbraticum
Lineage: Eukaryota; Viridiplantae; Streptophyta; Magnoliopsida; Malvales; Malvaceae
Product: Fasciclin-like arabinogalactan family protein
Source: RefSeq, a predicted model, not a curated record
GAGGAAACCUAGUGCAUUUUUAACAGAAAAAUGGACAAAGCAAAAGCAAAGGAAAAACUGUCUUUUUAUUCAAAAGUGCGCUCCAGAGUUGAGACUCUUUCAUCUCCAGCAGCACAGGCUCAGCCAAACCCACUACUGAAAGUUGGAAACCGGAGCUGGCGACCCUCCAAAGUUUUCGUUCUUGUUGAUUCUUCAUUGCCAUUUUUGCAUGCAGUCAAUCAGAUUGAUUCAUUUGGCAAUCAGGUAAAUAUAUUCGAGGAGAAUUGUGAGGAAGACAAUCAAAAUCGGGCAGAUGUCGCUUCUCACGGGGAAGAAUUGAGUUGCAGUAAUGAAUAAUCAGUAGAAGGAGAUGAGGAGAGGUUGCUUUUUCAAAAACUCAGUUGCUUUUGUACUCUUGGUGGUGUCCUUUUGCUGUUUCUUGGUGGUGAUCAUUUCAAUGCUUAACGUUCCGGAUGCAGCACUAGGCAAUGCGGCAAUGCCCUUCUACAAGAACAUAAACAUCCUUAAAGUCUCUGAUAAUGACGACUCACUCUCUGCAUUUGGGAACAUGAUGAUUCAGAUGUUACCCCAAGAUCUUGCUUUCACUGUUUUUAUCCCUUCCGAAACAGCUUUUAGGCGCGACCUAAGGUUACGCAAGAAUGACAGUUUGGUUGGAGAAAAGGUGAAUGACACAUACGCAGUGAUCUCUCGCGUGUUGGGUUUCUCAGCUGUUCCUCGCAUUCUGGAUUCAGCUACGGUGCCUGCUGGUGGAGAGGUGUCUUAUGAUUCCUUGUCCGGGUUCACAUUGUUCAUAUCAAAGGAUGUAGGAGGAGUGCUGAUGGUUAAUGGAGUGAAGUCAGAGAGGGUUGAUAUAAGGAGAGGGAAGCAUGUUGUGCAUGUGAUCGACGGUGUGAUUAUGGAUGCUGAGUUUGAGCAGUCAGUUGAGCCCGAUUUUGAUGGAGAUGAUUGACAUUAGUUUGUGGAGGAAGGCAAAUAGCUAUGAUUGAAGUCUUCGCUCUUAUACACUUUCUCAACUGAAAUUUCAUAUGAUGUAUAAAGAAUUCGGAGGAUGAUGCCUUGAAGGCUUUUUCCCCUUCUUUUCCCUUUCAAUCUGCAAUUUUGUGUAAGCAUAGAAGAAAAUGCAAGAUUAAGAGCAGCAGUGAAAUAGUUGCAAAUCUUAGAGCCAAGGCCAUUAAAACCCUUUAAAGUAAGAGGACGGAUGAUCCUCUGGAAUCAAUAUAUAAAGACUAUUUCUUCUUCUUUUGAAGCUUUUUAUGCUGCAAUAUGAUUUCUUUUUUCAGGGUGUAUCAAUGCAGAAUGCUCCCGUACAGAUCCCAAAGUGGCCAAGGCAGGGAACAAUAAGCAAUUCACAAAACCCAAUGUCUCUCCUUUUUCUUUAAAAAAUAAAUUAAUUCUUUGAGGCUUAAUGGUUAAUAUACAAAGCAAAAUGUAAAACAAAAAACAAUAUUCAAACAGAACUUAAAGCUCCUAGCCUCUUUUAAAGUAAAACAGAUGAGAUAUGUAAGGACUCCUAAAGGCUAAAUUUAAAAAAAGAAAAAUCACACUUUUAUUACCAAAAACAAAUGAAGAGUGAACUAGUUAUUACACUCUGCUGUACACACUUUUCAUCCUCAGUUGUACAAUACAACCUAAAUCGUCUGCAUUUGCAAGCCCCUCAAAUUGCUCUAUUUAAAUCAAUUUUUUUAAAUAAAGAUUUGAAAAUCAAAAACAAAA